Messenger RNA from Parus major (Great Tit), 7386 nucleotides. RefSeq names its product zinc finger FYVE-type containing 28 (gene ZFYVE28). The record is from RefSeq and is a predicted model, not a curated record. Gene Ontology annotation, biological process: negative regulation of epidermal growth factor-activated receptor activity. Gene Ontology annotation, molecular function: metal ion binding. The transcript has 10 exons. Gene Ontology annotation, cellular component: early endosome membrane. The coding region runs from base 263 to 2611 and encodes 782 amino acids. NCBI's taxonomy places the organism in Eukaryota, Metazoa, Chordata, Aves, Passeriformes, Paridae.
UGGCGCUGCUGCCGGCCGCGCAAUGUUUUGGGGGCGGUCGGGGCGGCGCGGAGCGCGCGGAGCCGCCGGACGAUCUUUGCGCUGACGGGAGCGCCCGGCGGCCGCUCCGCGGGAGGAGGCGGCGGAGCAGGAGGAGAACACAACCCGGCGGAGUCUCCCAGAAGAGGGGCACGGCUCGCCUCGGUCCUGUGAGCGGCGCGGGCGGGGAGCCGGCACCCCCCGUGGCAGCGGCGGCGGCAGCGGGGUGUCAGCGGCCGCGGUGAUGAUGAACAGGUUCAGAAAGUGGCUGUACAAACCCAAGAGAACAGACCCACAGCUCCUUGCUCAGUUCUACUAUGCUGAUGAGGAACUAAAUCAAGUGGCAGCUGAACUGGACAGUUUGGAUGGAAGAAAAGACCCACAGAGAUGUACACUGCUGGUCAACCAGUUUCGCUCCUGUCAGGAUAAUGUUUUGAACAUCAUAAACCAAAUCAUGGAUGAAUGCAUUCCACAUGAACGGGCCAACCGAGACUUUUGUGUUAAGUUUCCAGAGGAAAUACGCCAUGACAACCUUGCAGGACAGCUUUGGUUUGGAGCAGAGUGUUUGGCUGCUGGUUCAAUUAUUAUGAAUCGUGAAAUUGAGAGUAUGGCUAUGAGGCCCUUGGCCAAGGAUCUGACGCGAAGCCUAGAGGAAGUCAGAAAUAUCAUUCGUGACCAGGCCUUAAGGGAUUUGAACCUCUACACAGAAAAAAUGAAAGAUUCCCUGAAACAUUUUGAUGUCCUUUUUGCUGAGUUCGAAUUAAGUUAUGUGUCAGCCAUGGUACCUGUGAAGUCUCCAAAAGAAUACUAUGUACAGCAAGAGGUUAUUGUAUUGUUCUGUGAAACUGUGGAGAGAGCCUUAAGGCUUGGAUACCUCACUCAAGAUAUGAUUGAUGACUAUGAACCAGCUUUAAUGUUUACAAUUCCAAGAUUAGCCAUUGUAUGUGGCCUUGUUGUCUACUCCGAGGGACCAUUAAACUUGGACCAUAAACCAGAAGAUAUGUCUGAACUCUUCAGACCUUUUCACACUUUGCUAAGAAAAAUAAGGGAUCUCCUUCAGACAUUGACUGAGGACGAGCUGCACACACUGGAACGUAACCUGUGCAUCUCUCAAGAUGUAGAUUUUCCUGUCAGAGCAGAUCCUGAAGUACCCUCUGUCAUUGCACCAGGCAUAACUGCAACUUUGCCUCCUAAGGAACUUUCAGCAAAAGCUGAGAACACAGAGGCUGAGCUGGCUUGUUCCAUGCAGUAUGAUGAGCAGGAGCUGGAGCAGCUGAACAGGAUGGUACACAGAGUCGGCGAUGAAAUGUCUUCUCUGCUUUCCCCUCCAAGCAUCUGUCAGUCUCCAGCUCACAGACCUAGCCUAAGAAAUAGUUCUAGCACAGAAGCUUCACCAACAAGACACCAUCUUGACAACUUAACUGAUGAAGAGGACAGAGUGUUUUUUAUGGAUGACCUAGAUGGAGCAGGAGAAGCUCUGGCUGGGUUGGAUUCAGUAAGUGAUACUUUUGCUUGGGUGAAUAACCCUUGCCAUGAUUCAAAACAGAACCUGCAAUAUAGAGAUGCUUUGCUUUAUGAGAAUGGCCAUCAGACAGAGGAAACUUUGCUUUUAAAAGAUGCUGAAAGUGACUUAAGCAAUAAUAACAAUGUUGAAGAUGGAAAACAGAUGCCUGGCAUUUCAGUUCCAAAUUCAUGCAGCUGUCUAGAAGGUCCAGACUCACAGUUAUACCUCAAUGGCUGGGAUGCGUAUGCUGAUGAUGCAGAAACGGCGGAAGUGAUAGCCCACAGGACAGGGGGAAUGAAAAUAUCUGCUACUGUAAUAUUCAAUCCUAAAUCUCCUUCUAGCUCAGAAUCCCCAGUAACAACCCCAGAAGCAGCUAUUAGUUGUAUUCCUGGAUCUGCUAAUCCAUUAGCAAAUGAGGAGGAGGAUGAAUCCCAUAAACUCAGUAUAGCUGCCACAAACUGUCUAAUUAAUUCCUGUGUGUGUUGUGGCAGCUGUGAAGACAGCAGGGAGGACGGUGUUGAAGGUUUAAAGACUAAACAUUCUGCAGGAGGUGUUGUAAAUGCUUCAUACACAUUAGUAAAGUCUAAGGAAAUGGACCAUGUAGAUAACUUGGACAAUUCAGUCCCUGAGCAGGAAACAUUAAAACCUGAAACUUCUGCUUUGUUAGCAGAAAGAGACUUUGGCAGUGAAGAGCAAAAACUGCCAGUCUCCUCUAAGUGCCUGGCACAUUCCUCAGGUUCACAGGUAGGAGCAGAAAGUGACUCCCAAGGAGAAACAGAAAGCAUCUCAAAUCAGCAGAAGAAGUGGGAGAAGAGAAAACAACUGUGUGAUAAAACAAUGGACUACAAUGAAGAUGCUAGUAGUGAAAGGACAGCAAAAGAAGAUGUAAAGUCACGAUCUAGUUCAAGUUCUCAGGAUGGCUUACGUGAUUCCCCCCUCAGCUCCAUCUCCAGCAGUGACUAUGAGAGUGUUUCUGUCACUACAUGUAGUCUCUCCAGCAUAUACGCUCUGAGAGAGUUACAUUCUACUUCUGCCCGUGCUCGUGUAGUUUGCUGGAGAUAUCCAGAGGAAGUGAAUGGGAAUCCCUGAUGUCAAAGGUAUUUGGAUAACAUAAAUGGUAAGGUUAGUCACUGGAUUAUGUAUUAAUGCUUUUCUAGUAAGCAUUUGUAAUAUUGUUGCAGAGUUUUCUUUUUAGACUUAGUUGAGAUGAGUUUGUGUGGCUGAAACUUGAGCCCUGUCUAUUUACAGGCACCACUGACAGUCUUCUGAGAUCUUUUCCUGAAAAUCAGUUAUCAUUGAAGACCUGAAAUCAGAGACUUAAAUGGUGAUCUUAAUUUCCUUUUAAAUUUGGUGACAUAAUUGCAUCACAUAUUUCUGUUGGAGCUGGAUAAUCUUCAAGCUCUCUUCCAGCCCUAACUAUUCUCUGAUUCUGUGGUAUAGAGUAGAAUGGGUCAUUUGGGCUUUCUUCUUUGCAAGAAGUGACCCUCUAUUACUUUUGUUUCAAGAUCUUGAAAGAUAAAGAAACAAAACCAAACCAUGUUUUUUUUUAAGUUUUUUUGUGAUUAAUUUGAAAACAUGGUAAUUCAGUUGAUUUUUUGUAUUCAUUGUAUUUGAAACAUAGAGCUUUUAAAUUCUUUUUGUCUGUCACUGCUGUAUAUUUAAUGCAUUUUUAAGAUACUCUGAGGGUUGGUUUGUGAAUAAUGAGAAAUUCUUUCAGAGAAUCUCAUACAUUCUGCAUUCAUGCAGAACAGAUUUCAGGUUUAAAGAACCAAACAUUUCUAGACAAAUUUGAAAGGAGACAUCUGUGAGUGGACAGAGAUUUCUACAGCUGUUGCUGUAUUUUGAGCACAAACAUGAAAUAUUUAAAUUUGGACCAAGGCUGAAUUGGUUGACUUUGGUUGUUUGGUUUUAGACUUUGCUGCUUUCACUUGUUUUGGAUGAGUGUCAGUGACCAACAAACACAGCCUAAAGCCUACAGUAUCACAGAUGGUUACCUAAAAUGUCUGUCCACUUCUGAAAAUAUCAGUCAUAACCUCAUUGUUCCACAGUCCAGUUUUCCAUUAUAUAUGAGUACUGCUACUUAAACUGGCUCAGAAGUGUCCUUUGGAACACAAAAGCUAUAAAGCAGAUUGCAUCUUGGUGAGAGAUUAUAUUAUGUAUAAUUACAUUAUUGGCUUUUGUUUGCUUUUACAUAUUUGGCUAAAUUUCACAGUAAAGCCUUGAGACCAGGCAACCAUUCUAGAGAUACACCUUGAAAUGUUGAAAGAAUCUUAUGACUCUUCUAAUGUAAUAAAUGAACUUUAAUUUUAAAAUGGUGGCAGCAGCCAAGCUAAGCAAAAAGCUAAUUCAUUUUAUCAGCCACAGGGUAUCUGUUCCUUUAUAAGGUAAAAGCAGAUUUACUGUUUGGAAUCAACCUUUGACAUAACAUCUUAUUUCUUUAUAUUCACCUUCAGAUAUGUUAGCUUUGCAAUGUUUUUACAGUCUGAAAAACCAAUGCAUGAUAAGCAUUGUGUAUAUGAUAAAUGUUUCACAAGGGUAGUUCCAUGUGUAUUUUGGUGUUACCUCUUUGUAACUUAAUUCAUUGGGUCAUUCAGGGUUCCUUUCAAGCAAAUAGUUGAGAAAAUGAGGACUUGUCUCAAGCAGUAGUAUGGCUGUUGGUAUUGUGCAGUGAGACAUGACUCUGUAGAUACUGGCUGUGAAACAUUCCACAUCCAAGCGUAGUCUGACGUUAAUGAAAUGCUUCCUAAAUAUCUGGUAUUGGCUGAGAAUGUUGAUCCAAAUUAUCCAUGUUAGAUAAGCCAAGUAGGAAAGGUAUUCUUUAUAGGGGCAAAAAAAAAAUUAGGUAAGCUGCAUGGUGUAGAUCACAUUUCUGGUUUGUUCUCUAUAAUACUAUUUAUAAAAUCAUGAGAAUCAAUGUGCAUGGAUGCAGUCAUUGCUGUUUGGGAUACUCUGUUAUAUAAAAAAAAGCUGUCUCUUUUGCUGUUUAUCUGAAACAAUUCCAGUGUUUCUGUUCUUACAGUAUUUCUGACUGUCUCUACAAUAUUGUAUUUUUGGCUGCAUUCUUUAACAGUUAGAGAUACGUUAAAUAAAAAACAGAUGGUUGUUAGUUGUUCUUUGAGAGUCAUUUUUGACUAAAUGAAUUAAGUUACAUUUUUGUCUAAGUUGGACUUGUGUUAGUAAAGGCAGAGCAAUUGUUUCUAACUCUGUAGCAAUUCUUAGGUCCAGUUUUAAAUUUUUCUGAAACAUUAAUUUAUUUGUUUUAUAGUAGCACAAGCAAUCCCAAGUACAAAAUAUCCUCUUUUCUGAACCUCCUGUAUGUGGAUACUGUAGUUUACAGUAUGUCAUGUUUACAUAUGAAAUUAUGUCAUAAAUGUGAGUGGGCAGACAUGCUGACCUUCCAUCCCACAGUGCUGGAGCAAUUCACAGUUGCUCUGUGUUGGGGUUUUUGAGGACAGAACAGUCCCAGCCAGUCUUAAUGACACACCACAAAAUCUAACAGAACAGUCUGCAAUGGAAGUAGGUCAAACCACAUUCCCUGAAUGAAGUAGGUAGAACUGUAUUCCUCCCAGCUGGAGGCGGCUCAGAAAGGUGAAGAUUAUUAUUAAAAUUGGUCAGAAUUGUGGAAUGAGCCUUUAUUUCUUUCUUUAAAACAGCAAAAGACCAAGUAGCUUAUAUUCUUGAAAAGCACUCUUCACAGCUCUCUGCCCACUUAACACCUUCCUUUGAAAUAUUUCUUCAGCUGUGAUUUGGAGGGAAAAGUCAUCCUUGAUUCAGUGGUCCUGUUUUCCUCUGCACUAGAGUUUCUGCGUACUGGGAGUUUUGAAGAGUCCUUUGUAUUGGGGUUAUAUAAUUACACAGACUGCAUUUGGCUUUGUCAGGAGGUCCAUGCUUGCCUUGGAGAGCAAUUUGUGGUGCAUAUGUGUGCAUCACUAAGAGAAUCCUUCCAUAAAACAGAAAGUAGAGCCUAUUUGGCCAUGUUGCAAGGCAAAGUCCUUGUGAACAGGCAUCCAUCCUCUUACUGCACACCCUUGUGAGUCAGGAAUCGCUUCCUGGCUCUCUCUGCCUUGCAGUUAGUUCCUUCAUAAGCCUCAUUUGUACAUGACCUUUUCAUUGUCUUGAGCACAGGCCUUUCCAGGCUGACAGGCUUGCUGUUGUAAUAUCUGCUAUAUCCCCCUAUGGAAACACAAAGGAAAAUUGAAAGAGAAUUUUCACUUCGUUCUCAGCGUCUUUGAUAAGCCUAGUCAGUCAUGGUGCUGCUGGAACUGUAAACAUAGAAAUAGCAUCUCUUUACAACAAUUUCCCUUUGUUAGUAGCAAUUGAUAACAUGAACAAAAUGAGUCUCCUGCAAGCCUAGUCUUUACUCUGUGUUUGAAAGAAUGAGGGGCCAGUUCAUGCUACACAUCUUCCAUUGAUAUUUCUAUCAAUAACUAAUCUCCAGUACUUACUUAUUUUCAGUCUGUUUUUCCUAGGGCUUUUAAGAUUGUAUGGCAUAAUUAUUUCUCUUUUAUAUUUCAAAGGAUUACCUGUGGAGCCAACAGGUAGAAUUUGAAAACUAUAUCCUGUAAAAUUUUGUUAUAAAUAACUGUUACCUCUGUGUCUUCUCCCAAAAUAACUAUUCAUGCAUACUGCCAUAAGGAUGGGGUCUGCAAGAUGGUGAAUGUUUCUGUACCUGAUAAAAGUAGAUUGAACUCAAAAUGUGUUAGAAAUUACUUUUUUGUUACACGUGCUACUUAUACAAGCAGGUAGUAAUUCUUCUUUUAACAUGGUAGUUGUCUGUAAAUUGAAGAGUGCUGGAGUUUUUGACAGCAAAUGUAUGAUUUUAAGUAAAAUAGUCUAGUUUUUUAUAAUUUCUUAUAUAUUAAUGUCUUUCCAAUAAUAGUGUUCCCUCUGACUUGAAUGUAGUGGAGUCAGAAGACUCCUGUCUCCUUUGGUCAGCACAGUGAAUCCUUAGGACUGCAAUGUAGUUACAACCUGUGCUCUAGUCCCAUUUAAAGGUUUUUAGGGGCAAAGUGCUACUUCUCCCCUAAGUACUUCCUGUUUUAAACAUCUUGAUUUACAAAUGCUUAAGGUAAUUCCUGUUAUUUGAAUUCCUGAUAUUUGAUUCUCCCCAAGGCUUCCCUGCUGUCUCAGGUUGUUUCAAACUUGUUAUCUGUAAGAGAAAAAUGUUAGGGAUGGUGGUGGUGAAAGUAUAGGAAUGUCUGGCAUCCAGUUUUUAACAGAAAAUUUCAAGUUUGAGUAGACUUUUGGUGGCACAUUUAAAUCUCUUUAUAGCUGAUGAGCCAUUCUUUACAAUAGUUUGACAUUUCAGCGAUUUCUAAUGCUACAUUUAUAAGGGAAUUAACCUACCUCUACUGUGUAAAUCAUAUUUUAUUGCUGCUCUUUCCAUUUUUUUCAGUGAAGUUAUAUUUAGAUUCUGUUCUUGCUAUAUUAAGGUUAUAUAAUUGAGAAUAUUUUUUUUUUUUUUCUCAAAUAAUUUUCAUGUUCGUAAAUUUCCAAGUUGAUUUCAGAACUGACCUUCACAUUUUUAGGUUGAUAUUACCCUUCAGGAUUUUUGGUGGAGUUAUGGUCUCAGGACUGAGCUUUUAGAAGAAGUUAAUGUGAAAAAUGGCACAGCACUUUGUAGCAGCUAAGGAAAAAUGUGGUGAAAUACAGACAAGUGAUUUUUCUUCUUAAAGUUUUCUUGCAGCUGUCACGGAGUGAAAAUCAAACAUGGUGGUGAUUGGUUGUGUGCUGAUUAACUUCAACAAGAAUUUACAGCAAUUAGUUCUGGUACUAUAGAGUCUUGCCUGAGUCAUAAAUCCUUUAGGAUUUGCUGAACAACUGAGUGAAGAUUUACAUUACUUUCCUUUACAUUACUUUUUUCU